Cyprinus carpio (common carp) is the source of this 4346-nucleotide messenger RNA. Its product is annotated as desmoglein-2.1-like. Gene Ontology annotation, biological process: homophilic cell-cell adhesion. The record is from RefSeq and is a predicted model, not a curated record. Gene Ontology annotation, cellular component: desmosome; plasma membrane. NCBI's taxonomy places the organism in Eukaryota, Metazoa, Chordata, Actinopteri, Cypriniformes, Cyprinidae. Gene Ontology annotation, molecular function: calcium ion binding.
GGAAUGGGUCGUUCCUGCCAGACGGUUUACAGAAAAUGUAGACUACAGUCAUCUGCCCAAUGUUGGCAAGAUCCGAUCAGACAAUGAUGAGACCAUGAUGCUACACUACACUCUAAGGGGACCAGGAGCCAACCAGCCACCUGUUGGUUACUUUAUAGUCGACACAUACAAAGGACUGGUUCACAUUACACGGCCCCUGGAUCGCGAGGAGAGACAAAACUACACCCUUAUUGGCACUGCAUGGUAUGCUAACAAAACCAUAGCUGAAGAUAAUAUUAAAAUCAACAUUGUUGUGGAGGACCAGAAUGAUAACCCGCCAGUUUUCAUCAAGCCAGAACAAAGCAGCGUUUAUGAGGGGAGCCCAGUUGGUACCUUUGUAACCCAAGUUGUGGCCAAAGAUGCAGAUGAGCCAAACACUCUUCACACUAAGAUAGCCUACAGCUUGAUCAAGCAAGAGCCAAAUGAUGGCAAACUUUUCUUUGCUGUUGACAAAGACAAUGGAAACAUAUCUGUGAACAACCCAACACUUGACAGAGAGGAACACAGGUCUUUUGUUCUAACGCUGCAAGCUGCUGACAUGUAUGGAAGUCCUGAAGGAAAUUCUGCUACAGCUACUGUAUUUAUAGAUAUCCUGGAUGUCAAUGACAAUAUUCCUACUUUGGAGAAGGAUGAGUUUUCAGCAAGUGUUGAUGAGAAUGAGGCACCUGUUGAGGUUUUGAGGAUCCAGGCUCUGGAUAACGAUGAAGAGAAAACAGACAAUUGGUUGGCCGAGUUUGAAAUCGUCUCGGGGAACGAGGAUGGACUUUUCUCUAUUGAAACUGAUCCAAAGACAAAUAGGGGUGUUUUGUACCUGAACCAGCCUGUUGACUUUGAGUCAGCAUCUGAUAUGAACCUGAAUCUAGUUGUUGCAAACAAAGCUCUUCCAGGAGCACCUUUAGAGAGUGGAGCAGGAGCAGCAGGUGCAGGUGGAGCUUCUGGAGCAGGUGCUCAACAUAUGUUUUUUGGAGGAAGCUCCAGUGUACCCAAGCAAAAGACAUACUUAGUAAAGAUCGGUGUCAAAAACAAACCAGAAGGCCCAAAGUUCAAACCAAAGAUCAAGCCUAUAUCUGUAUCUGAAAACACCAAAAAUUCUUAUCCAAGAGUAAUUGACACCUACACUGCUAUAGAAGAAGACACAGGCAAAACAGCAGAAAAAGUCAAAUAUGCAAAGGGAUAUGACCCUGACAGCUGGAUUUCUAUUGACACGGAUACGGCUGAGAUAAAAUUGAACAAGGUACCAGAUCGUGAGUCUCCAUUUGUGGUAAAUGGGACCUACUAUGCCAAGAUCCUCUGCAUUACAGAUGAACUGCACUCUCAGACGUCUACAGGUACUAUAGCUUUGCAAGUGGAGGACCUGAAUGAUAACUGCCCCAAACUCCUUAAUAAUGUGCAGACUGUCUGCAGUGAUACCAGAGUGGUCAAUGUCACAGCAGAAGAUGAAGAUUCAGAUCCCAACGGAGCUCCACUAGAGUUCAGAUUGAUACAAGAGAAGACAAAGGGCAAAUGGAACCUGCAGCAAAUAAAUAAUGUAAGUGCUUCACUGCUCGCUGAAGAUGACUUAUGGCCUGGUUUUUAUGAAGUUACCAUGGAGAUCAGAGACAAGCAAGGACUGGUCUGCCUUGAUGAGCAAGUCCUCCAUUUAGAGGUUUGCACUUGCCCUGAAGGAAUGUUUUGUGUUUCAAAAGUGGCGGCUGUACGCACUACAUCAGCCAAUUUUGGAGCAACAGGAAUUAGUUUCCUAAUUCUAGGAUUCCUCUGCCUAAUCUUGGCGCUCAUGGCCAUAAUAAAAUGUGAAUUUGGGGAUCAUGGAAAACAUUUUAUUGAUAUGCCAUUUGAAACCAAUCAACAUCUUAUCUCCUAUUGCACAGAAGGAAAAGGAAUAGACAGGGAUGUUCUUCUGAUGGCAUUCCCACCAAAACUCUACAAUGAAGACCUUGAUGAAAUAAAAUUAUCCAAAGAACCUUUAAGAAUGGUGGAAGCUAACUUUAAUAUCCCAGCGGGUGAAAUUCAGGUCCCCUGGUCAAACCAGGUUGUAAAUAACAGUUCUAAUAUGGUAGGAAUGAUGCAGAAGAGUGCAUUUGGAGGCUUUUACUAUGACAUGAACAUGGAAAACUCUGCAAGGUGGCAAGAAGAACUUGACGAAUUCCUAAAAAAAUACUUUGCACAUAAAUCCAGGUAUAUAUCGGAGAAUGAUUCUCCAAAGCAAGGACUGAAGCAAUAUGAUUAUGAGAGUGAAGGAUCUGUUACCGGUUCCAUUGAGAGCUGCAGCUUCACUGAGUCUAAUGAUGAUCUGGAGUUCUUGAACAACCUGGGUUCAAAGUUUAACACCUUGGCUGAGGUGUGUGGAUUCAGACAGACUGACCCAAAAGUUAUUGUUAAUACUGUUGAGAUUACACCGAAUGCGGCUGCAUCUUCCAGUCACGUGACCAACAUUGUCCAGCCCAGUCCUGAGGAGAUACCUGUUAAAUCCCCACUUGUCCAACCCGAACCUAAUCAGGGGACUGUCAUACAGGAGCCUAUGUACUAUGGAUUCAACCAGCCAAUGGCAAGCAAUGUUUUGCUAUCAGAGAAUGGGCUUGGCCAAGGUGUGUACAUAAUUAACGGAACUCCAGAAGCUGGGAGAAUUCUGACUCAAGGUAAUUGCCAUACACUUGAACAUUAUGGUAGUGGACAACAGGCUGUUCUAGCAAACAACAUCAUUGGUGAUUCAGUCUUGUACUCACAAAUUGGACCUCAAAGUCCAGUCAUGGUUACCAAAGGUUUAGGGGAAGUUAACCUUCCACCAACUCCAAACCUUGUAGUGAUGCCACAGCAACAACUAGAUGGAAUUGGUUCACUGCAGAUGUUAAGAGAGAAUGGGCAGAAUAGAGUAACUCUUAUAGAUGGUUCAAUAAAUGAAGGCAAAGUACUCGUUGGAGGUCUAGGUCCAAGUCAUCGUCCCAUGAGCCCUCAACUACUUUACCCAGUAAAUUCUCAAGAGUUGAGUGGAAUGGUACAUAUGAACCAAACAGUAGUUGAUGGCUCCCUUUCCAUUGCACAGAAUGAAGGGACAGUAACAAUUGUAGAAAGUCCUGACAAUGGAAGCAAUCUAUUGGUAGGAGGCCCAGGAACUCCAAACCUAGUGACAGUGCCUCAAACUGCAACUGGUCAGGUAAACAGCCAACUAUUAGUAAGCUGUCCUUACCCAAGUGCUUCAAAAAAAGGUGGAGAAAGUAGACUACUGGUUAGUGGUCAUUCUAUUCUAGAGGCUCCUGUUAGUGGAGGUAAUUUACUGGUUGCAGGCCCAGGUCAGUAUCCUGUGUCUAUGAUUGCAGGAACUCCAAACCUAGUGAGACUGCCUCAAGUUCUAACUGGACAGGUUAAUAACAGUCAGCUAUUAGUAAAUGGUGUUCAAAACAUUGUAUCAGGGAAAGGUGGACAGAGCAGACAAUUGGUUAGUGGUCUCACAAUUGUAGAGGGUUCAAGUCAGCUUCCACUUGCCAUGAGUCCAGGAGUACUUAGUCCAGCAGAACAUUCUCAGGCAGCAAACAGACAGCUAUUCCAUUCUACAGUGUCCAGAGUUCUGACAUCAAUGUCUAUGAUGCCAAAAUCCAAAGGAUUUGCAACAAAUGGGCAGCGGAACGUUGAGCAGUGAUCUAAUUUUUGGUCUAGUGGCAUUAAUAGUUCUCUAAUUAUCAGGAUGGGAUUAUCUGCAGAGAAGCACAGAAACUAUUUUAAGCAUUAGAUGAUUUAAAAGUAUUUAGUAUUAAAAUGACAAAAAUGAGUGAGUAUGAGGAUUUUUAAGAAAAACAUUUCUAUAUUUACUUGGCCUGGGUGGUCUGAACCUAUUUCAAGGCCAAUAUUGUUAAACAUAGCAUUUUGUCUUAAAUCUACAGAUAAGAUUUCAAAGAAAACAUUAACACAUUAGACAUACAUUGUAUAGGGCAAUAAAUAACUUGAUUAACAAUGCAUAAUUUAACAACUGAAAAGAAAACUCUAAUUAUGUAGCAUUUAAUGUAUUCUAAAGCUUUUAUAAAUGUAAAUCCUGUAAUCAAAUGUUAUUAUAUUUAAUAUAAACAAGGUAAUUGAUUUAAAAUUAGUGUUGAUUAUUAAAAGUCAGUUCAGUGACAUGAUUCCAUGGACUUACAUUAUACUUGUUUAUAUUCAAUUAUACUGUGAACAAUAGGGAGAAGUCGAUGUUAUGUCCUGUGGAAUUCAUACCACAGAUACUACUGUAUUUAACAUUUCUUUUAGUAUUUUUAAAUGUGGUUUCUCUUGGGAUUUUUGUCAUUUUUGUCUGUAAUUAAAAACUUUAAUGUUAAGUUGUC